AAUAUUUUGUUGAUGUUGUAGAUUAAAAAAAAUUUACAGAUGUAAAGUAUAAAAAAGUUAUAAAUAAAUUAGUCAUUAAAUAUGUUGAAGGUAUUUAAAACGUUUUGCAUCAAUUGAAAUGACAAUUAUAGCAAUGGCGCUUUCAGCCGUAAGCAAACCUGAUGAAAAGUUGUAUAAUAUGUUAGGUGGUGGCAAAUUGUUGAUUUCAGUCAUCUUUCUGGGCUUUGCAAUUGUUUUUAUUGUGUUAUGGGCUAAAAGACACAUUCUUCGACUCUACUUAAUAAACAAUAAAGAUCCUGUCAAUCGAGCUGGUUAUUGUGCACCAAAGGAAUUGCGAAAAGAAAUUGAAAAUAACUUUAAUAAAAUUGCUGAAAUGAGACUAGAACCAAAACUGUUGUGUGACCAAGGACAAUAUGAUUUAUCUUAUUCAUCAAUCAAUAAUGAAAAAGAUGAUAGAAGUUACAAAUUUCGAAGGAAAGCUUUUGAUUUAAUGAGUUGUUUAGAUGAACUUCUUUCUCGAGUUAAUAUUAGCCUUGCUCGCAAACCUUUUCAAACUGUUCGGCAACAACUUUUGUUAUUGCAAGGUCCUCCUUAUUCACCAUUUGAUGGUUAUAGUGAGUUGUGUGAGCUUGUGACACAUUUGUAUGAGCAUGCACGAUAUGGUGCUAAAGAGUUUACAGAAGCAGAUUAUAUAAAAUAUUCUAAUGGGGUUGAUGAGCUGUAUGACAGAGUUCAUCAAAAAUUUCCUGUUCCUGGAAGUCUGGUUAUAAAUUGUGAGCACCAUGAUGUGAAAGAUUCAACUUUAACAUCUGGAAUCAUCGAAGAUUCAUUAAGUCAAGUGAUUGUGCCAUCAGCCCUUGUAGAAAAUAAAGCAAGUAGUAUGCGCUUUCGUGAUAAUAGUCGAAAUCAAAUUAUUUAAAUCUUUUUUUUUUCCUUUUCGAAAAGUAUAACCUAAAUAUAAAAUGUAUUUCCUUUAUAAUUUUUUUAUAAAUAAAUUGUUAGUAAUUAUUAGUAUAAUUUAUUCAGAAUGUCCGUUAUCUAGAAUCUACCACUUAGUAUUGAAAUGUAAAAGAUAUUAUAAUAAUAGUUAAUUUAA
Messenger RNA from Hydra vulgaris (swiftwater hydra), 1096 nucleotides. Its product is annotated as protein C1orf43 homolog. Lineage: Eukaryota; Metazoa; Cnidaria; Hydrozoa; Anthoathecata; Hydridae. The record is from RefSeq and is a predicted model, not a curated record.